Molecule: messenger RNA, 2549 nt
Organism: Rhagoletis pomonella (apple maggot)
Lineage: Eukaryota; Metazoa; Arthropoda; Insecta; Diptera; Tephritidae
Gene: Mon1
Product: vacuolar fusion protein MON1 homolog A
Exons: 4
Coding region: 275-1909 (544 amino acids)
Biological process (GO): protein targeting to vacuole; endosome to lysosome transport via multivesicular body sorting pathway
Source: RefSeq, a predicted model, not a curated record
AUUCAGCCGACCAUCCGAUAUUGCCCAACAACUAUCGAUAGCUGCGCCAACUAUUAUUAUAGUUUCAUCAAUGUUUUUGCAUCUCUAAUAAAUGCAGCAAAACAAACUAGUGGAAUUUUGUUGAAAAUCAAUUUAUAAACGACAAAUUGGUGUUAAAUAUUAUGUAAAAAGCAUAUAAUUUGUUUUGAUGUAAUAAGAAGUCUUCUCUUACAAGUCCUCAAUCCGUUUGGAACUUUCGCGGAGACUUGGAAGCGUUGUUUCGAAGAAAACAAGCAUGGAUGUCGAACCACCCACAAAUUACUCGGACGCAGCGUCCGUGCAAUCGAACUCUGAGUACUCAGAUGCUGAAUGUGAACCUCAAUUGGAUGACAGUGACUAUUUCCACGACACAGAGCGUGAGGCAAGCGAGCCAGGUCCAAGCGUCAUAAAUGUGAUACGUGAAGGUCUUACAGCCAAUGGCGAAAGUGACAGUAUCAGCAAAAAUUCCAAUUCCAAUGCUCCUCCCAAUGUACAUAAGUCGACAUCCGCCGAAUCGCUACCCAUCAGCAAUAGUACCAGCACCGUAUCUGGGGAAAUUUCAAGCUCUUUAAGCGCAGUCAAUGUUAAUGCUGAUGACGACUAUGAAGUGCAAGAUGACUAUAUGCAUGAUAGUGUGUGGUGUGGACAGAAGAAGCACAUAUUCAUUUUGAGCGAGGCAGGAAAACCCAUAUAUUCGUUGCACGGCAAUGAAGAUAAAUUAGCGACACUAUUUGGCGUCAUACAAGCUUUGGUUAGCUUUGUGCAACAUGGUCAAGAUGCUAUUACGUCCAUACAUGCGAAUGGCAUAAAAUUUGUAUUUCUUACGCGGAAUACGCUCAUACUGGUCGCUGCGUCGCGCACAAAUAUGAGUGUGCCACAGCUGCAGCAUCAACUGAGUGAUGUCUACAAUCAGAUUUUAUCAACACUCACCUACAAACAUGUUACACGCAUUUUUGAAAAGCGUAAAAAUUUCGAUCUACGGCGCUCGCUUGCAGGUAGUGAGCGACUAAUAUAUCAUUUGCUCUCAAAUGACAGCAGUAAUAAGCGCGUGACGAAUAAUGUAUUCACCUUCCUAACGAACUCCAUACGUGUAAUGCCAUUAUCUACAACUGUGCGUUCGAAUAUCGUCAGCGCCAUACAAAGCAAUUGCUCAAAAAUUAAGGAUUUAGUAUUUGCGGUGCUCAUAGCAAAUAACAAAUUAAUUUCGCUGGUGCGCAUGAAAAAAUAUUCUAUACAUCCAGCAGACUUGCGGUUAAUUUUUAAUCUUAUCGAGUGCUCAGAGUCUUUUAAGGCUUCGGAGAAUUGGACACCUAUCUGCUUGCCGAAAUUCGAUAUGAAUGGUUAUUUGUAUGCGCAUGUUUCGUAUCUCACUGAUGAUUGUCAGGCAUGCCUUCUAUUACUCUCCGUCGACCCCAAUGUGUUCUUCACCCUCUCCGAUGCUAAAAGACGUAUAACAGAAAAACUUCGUUCUUCGAAAUGUCUCGAAGCGAUAAGUAAAGAAAUUGAGAAACCUACUAAUGGUGGUUUAAAUUUGACAGCUAUUGGCAUACCCGAACUACGGCACUUCCUUUAUAAACCCAAAUCGGCGGCACAGCUACUCUGUUCAGAAUUGGCGCCUCCUUACUCAACGUUGAGUGAAUUUGAACGCUUGGAAGGCCUAUACUGUGAUUUACUGCAUCGCAUACAUAAUAGCUCGCGACCGCUAAAGUUAAUUUACGAGGUGCACGAUCGUGAAGUGGUGCUCGCCUGGGUGACAGCUGCCUAUGAGCUUUAUGCAGUUUUUGAACCGCUUGUAGAUAAGUGCGCGGUCAUAAAAAACGUAGACAAGUUGAUUAAGUGGAUCGAAAAGGAAUAUGAUAUAUUUUUCAUACGAAAUCAUCCAACUUUCUGAGAUUGGUGGUUGCUCCGCCAAAUGUUAAGCGCCGAAAUGUAGAAAAGGCAAUAGUGAAAUUACUAAGUAAAUAGGUAAAUAAACGACGUACUCCUUCCUACACGAAUGAAGCGAAAUGUGUGUAAUAUAGAAUUGAAAAAAAAGAAGAAUAUUGUAAAAAAUAUAGCGAUUAAUGAAGCUGUGUGUGCUCGUUGCAUAAGUUUGUAAGUAUUAUUGGCUUGCGUUAAAUUAUAACUAAAAAGUUUAAAGUAAAUUAAAUUGAUUACAAGAAAGAAUAAAAAAAUUUUCUUGUAUGCCAAGCUUAAAAGGUUAAUUAAAUUCAUAUCUACAUUUCGGCGUCAUCACUGCAAAGGAUACAAGUUUUCCCACGACAAACGGGUCUAUGCAGCCCUGACCCGUAUUUGAAUCCAGCCAAGGAUUUUCACUCCAGCAGAUUCCAAACAACUCUAUGGGGAAUGUUUAUGCUUUUAAAACAACCCGAAACUCGGAGCAAUUUAUGUAUGAAAGUUUUUCCAAAAUUUUCUUUUUGAUGUAGAAAUGCAUCUCGAUGCUCUAUGAGCAUUUUCGCAAAAUUUCGAAAAAAUGUCGCUCAGAUUUUUAGGUUGGUUAGUGCUCGACGUGUAAAAGAGUUAUUAUUUUC